Molecule: messenger RNA, 966 nt
Organism: Panicum hallii
Lineage: Eukaryota; Viridiplantae; Streptophyta; Magnoliopsida; Poales; Poaceae
Product: NAC domain-containing protein 72-like
Exons: 4
Coding region: 1-966 (321 amino acids)
Biological process (GO): regulation of DNA-templated transcription
Molecular function (GO): DNA binding
Source: RefSeq, a predicted model, not a curated record
AUGGCGGCAGCAGACGGGAGCUUGACGAAGCACGGGUUCCCGCGCGGGUACCGCUUCGUGCCCACCUCGCUGGAGCUCAUCUCCAUCCUCUCCGACCAGAUCCGCGGCCGCACGCUCCCCCCGCCGCUCCACACCAUCUUCCAAGACGUCAGAAUCCUCGACUACCACCCCGAGGAGCUCUACGAGAGGUUCAAGGACGCCGCGGAGCACCGCUACAUCUAUUUCUUCAGCGUGCGGGAGUUCCAGAAGCCUGGGGCCUGCGCCGCCGUCCCCGAGGACAAGGACCAGAAGGAGCCGCGGCCGGUGCGCGUGGCCAGGGGCGGCGGCUGGAAGCCCUCCGGCGGCGGCCAGGUGCUGCGCUGGCCGCGGAAGAAGGGCGGCUUCGUCGCCGGGAGGAUGGUCACCAUGGUGUUCUACGACCGCGUGGACGGCGGCGACGGCGUAAAGAGCAACUGGGGCAUGCACGAGUUCCUCGUCCCCUUCUACGACCUGGCCUUGUACCGCCUCUACAUCCUCAAGGGCGGCGACAUGGAAAGCGAGAACGGGGCCGGGAGCAGCAGCAGCAGCAGCAUCCAGAUGAUGUCAAACGCCUAUGACCACUUCCCGGUGUCGCCGUGUCCACCGCUUCAGCCGUGGGGGAUCUCCACCGGAAACUACCAUCGACCGCUCGACGCCGGCGCCUCGACCUCACAGAUGUUGCCGCCGCCGCCGCAGCAUCCCAGCCUUGAGCAUGCCCAAUACUAUCAGUAUCAGCAGCAGCACGCGUUCGGUGCGGCGGCGGCGCCGCAGGCGUACACCAUGCCGGUGCACGGCGCCGAGUUCCCCGGUAACAUGUACCAGUACCAGCCCGCGAUCCCGCCGGCGCCAGUGGCCGCGCCGACAGCCGCCGCGAACGCAGCAGAGGAGGCCCACGCGACGGCGACUGACGGCGAUGGGCAAGACGAAGCCGUUCGCGGACUGCGGUAA